Molecule: messenger RNA, 1658 nt
Organism: Oncorhynchus gorbuscha (pink salmon)
Lineage: Eukaryota; Metazoa; Chordata; Actinopteri; Salmoniformes; Salmonidae
Exons: 4
Coding region: 261-1136 (291 amino acids)
Source: RefSeq, a predicted model, not a curated record
CAAAUCGAAUGCAAUCAACUUUCAGCCGCUGCCCGGGCGCCGGGGUAGGAUGAAUCGAGCUCCCUCAAUGUGCUCGCAACAUUACUGUGACGUUGUUGCAACGUGAUAUCGUGCUGUGGCUGUGGACUGUUUGAUCACCACUUCCGUUUUUCCCUCACUAGUCCACAUUUGCGUUUACCUUGAACGAUAGAAAGACAUUGUAGAAAGGUUUUUGUUGGUUUAAACUAAACGUUGAGGAGGUCGACUGUUUGAGGAAUUUUAUGGAGCAUAAUAAUGGAGAUACUUCUAGCUGGGCGAUGCAGCGACGUAUGGAAGGUUUGGUCAACAAACAUAUGGCAGACAUAGCUCUAGAAACACUCCAGCAGAGACUUUCAGCUGUGUCCGACGAAAUGAACAAUCUUGCGGAACAUGUCUCGAGACGCUCGGAGGAUAUGCCCAAAGAUGAUAUUUCAAGACGACCUGAUGUCAACUUUGACGUUGAGUCCCUGAGUGCGACGUUUAGCACGGGUGGUGUUGGGGAAAAGUUGUUGAUGCCAGGUACCUCGUCAUCAGCAGAGACUGCUGCCCAGCGUAAAAUAAUCUCCUUGCUGGUGGAGAUCAAGGAGGAGCAGCAGAGACAGUGGGCAGUGUUGAGGGAGCUGCAGGCCAGGGUUCAGGGCCAGAGCUUUACGGAGGUAGAAGAGGAGGUGGAGGCUCUAGACAUCGACAUCCCGCUGAGGACCAUGGAGCAGCUAGAUGACACAGAGAGGCACCUGGAGGAUGCCGGAGCACAGAAGAGAAUGGUGUCUCACCUGUCACGGAUGGGCGGGGCCACAGUGGAUGAUGCAGUGCGACGGCUCAUGCAGGCUGUGCUAUCUUUCGCUGUGGGCUCUGAGCUCAACUGGGUGGGCCGCGGCCAGAAAAGGAGCUUCAGAAACACCCGCCUCCAAGGGGUUCUCUUCCGUGCUCUGAAAAGAACCCCUGUGGGCAAAGAGGCCACACAUCAUCAGUUUGCAGACGUGGUGAAGAAAUGGCUGCGGUACACCCCAUUCAGACAGGGAGGGAGUGGUCGACGGCUUUACAAACCACCUGUCGAGUUCCUGUGUCCAAAUGAAUGUGUAGGUCUGCCUACACAUCUGCCUACACAUCCACAGUAACGCUCAACCAGCUCACCGUAAAACUUCAAUUACAUAGCCCAGACAUUUAUUUGCUUAAAUCACUGAACACAACAGGUGCUUAUUAGAGACAGGCAUUUAUUUCCUUAAUGCAUAGAGUUUUUUUUUUUUUUUUUUUACCUUUUAUUUAACUACGCAAAUCAUUUUUACAAUGACGGCCUACCCCGGCCAAACCCGGACGUCGCUGGGCCAAUUGUGCUCCGCCCUAUCACAUCACGACCGGAUGUGAUACAGCCUGGAAUCGAACCAGGGACUGUAGUGAUGCCUCUUGCACUGAGAUGCAGUGUCUUCGACCACUGCGACUCAAAAUGUUUCAAUUGUAACAAAUAAAUGCAAUCAGUGUCGGUUAUUUUCACCACAACAUUUUUAAAAAUUGUUCAGGCAUUUGUAGAAUUUUUCUGACAUGCAUUCCCAACUAGCAGUUUCUUAUUUACAUAGUUAAUUGUUUAAUUUCAGCAUUCAUUUCCAUCAUUUGAAUAAAUUUCAGCAUUUUCUACACUGUUA